Molecule: messenger RNA, 3976 nt
Organism: Malus domestica (apple)
Lineage: Eukaryota; Viridiplantae; Streptophyta; Magnoliopsida; Rosales; Rosaceae
Source: RefSeq, a predicted model, not a curated record
AAGUCUUUAGUUUGAAUGCUUCAAAGUGCAUUCCACGAAGUGUUUGGGUAAUUUCCUUCCUACUUUAAUUUUUAUUUGUACAUAUCUGGUGCAAUCCAAUUGGUGUCAUUCAUCUUACUCGCUUGUUAUAAAGAAAAGAGAGAUGGAGUUCAUUGGGUUCUUUCAAGUUCUUAUCGUCGUCACUUCCAUCAGUACUCUGUUGUACACGUGCUUCAGAUCAUUAACAUUUUCUUGUUGGCCUUUUUCUACUACUUUUUCUUCUUCUUCGGGCGAUGAUGAUGAUGAUAUCCCUGCCCCUCGAGAAAAGUAUGAUGAUGAUGAUAUCCCAGCCCCUCGAGGAAAGUAUGAUGUGUUUAUUAGUUUCAGAGGUGAGGACACCAGCAAUACUUUUACUAGCCAUCUCCAUGGUGCCUUACUCCGGAAGAAAAUUGAAACCUACAUCGAUUACAGACUUGUGAGGGGGGGGGGGUGAAAUUGCACCUGCCCUUCUAGAAGCAAUCGAGAAAUCUACGCUUUCGUUGGUCAUUUUCUCACAAAACUAUGCAUCUUCCACCUGGUGUUUGGAUGAACUUGCACAUAUACUACACUGCAGGGAAAAAUAUGGCCAGUUGGUUAUUCACAUUUUUUACGGCACCGGUCCAUCAACGGUACGAAAACAAAAGGGGAGUUAUGAAGUUGCAUUUGCUCAACAUGAAAAACGUUUCAAGGGCGCUAUUGGCAAGGUGAACAUGUGGAGGGCUGCUUUGACGACUGCAGCUAAUCUAUCUGGCUUCUCAUACGAAACUGGGACGGAGGCCGAUCUAGUUAUGGAAGUUGUAAACGAAAUUUGGAGCCAGUUGAAUACUAAAUCGUCAAGUGUUUUAAAGGGCCUUGUUGGAAUGGAAAGACGCAUUCAUGAAAUUGAGUCAUCAUUAUGCAUUGAUUCACUUGAUGUAUACACUGUAGGUAUUUGGGGAAUGGGUGGCAUUGGCAAGACCACCCUUGCUGAUGCUGUGUUUCAUCGACUCUCUUCUAAAUUUGAAGCUUGUUGUUUUCUUGGAAAUGUGAGGGAGAAAUCGGCGAAAGAUGGACUAGUUCACCUGCGAAACACACUUCUUAGUGAGAUAUUAAAGGAAAAUGAUCUAAACAUCGGCACUCCAACUAUAGGAUCAGAUCUUGUUAGAAAGAGGAUGGGAGGUACGAAGGUCCUCUUUGUUCUUGAUGAUAUAAGUGAUUCAAAGCAAUUAAAUUUUCUAGCUGGAGAUCCUGCUCUGUUUGGGCCCGGAAGUAGAAUAAUUAUAACAACUAGAGACAAGAGCCUACUUCAGAAAAGUGUAGAGCAUAAUAAGAUAUACGAGGUUCAGGAAUUAAAUUCUGAUGAAGCUUUGCAACUCUUUCAUUUGAGUGCCUUUGGAAAUAACAUUUCUAGAGUCGAUUGUGCAGAGUUGUCAAAACUUGUGGUAGAUUAUUGUGGAGGGAUUCCAUUAGCUCUUCAAAUUUUGGGUUCCUCAUUCCUUCAAUGUGAGAUCAAAGAAGAUUGGCUGGAUGAAUGGAAAGAAUUUCCAAGAGAAAAGAUCUGGAAAGUGUUGAGAUCAAGUUAUGAUGGAAUAAACGAAAUUGAGAAGGAGAUAUUUCUUGAUAUAGCAUGUUUUUAUCAAGGGAAAGAUGUGUACAUUGUAAAAGAAAUGCUAGAUAUAUGUGGUUUUCGUGCAUCGGUAAUUGGAGCUCUGAUUGAUAAGUCUCUCAUAUCAAUUUCAACAAAUAACAGCCUGCAGAUGCAUAAUUUGUUACAAGAAAUGGGUAGGGCAAUUGUUUGCGAACAAUGUAUUGAAGAGCCCGAAAAAUGCCAUAGGUUAUUUGUUGAUGAGGAUUUCAAUCGGGAAUUGAAAACUAAUACGGAAAGUGCAACGCUACAAGCCAUUUUCUUUAACAGGUCUGCGAUUAAAGGGAUACUCUUGAAUCAUGUAGACUUCGAAAAGAUGUAUGAUCUAAGGUUGCUAUACGUUUAUAAUUCUAGCCGUAACAAGUACUGCGAAGUAAAAGUUUCUCUUCCCCGUUCUCUUACUUAUCUUGACUGGGAGGGAUACCCUUUCAAAUCUUUGCCAUUAAAACUUUGUCCGGAAAAUCUUGUUGAGCUUCAAAUGCGGAACAGCCAAGUUGAGCAACUUUGGAAUGAAGGCCAGAAUCUUAUGAAAUUAAGAGUGAUGGAUCUUGGUUUGUCAAAAAAUCUGAUGAAAGUUCCAGAUCUCUCCCAAAGUCCAAACAUUGAGCAUAUAAAUCUGAGUGGAACCGCAAUUGAAAGCCUACCUGAAAGCAUUGGUAAUUUGAAAUCUCUUGAGAAACUUGAUCUGAGUGGAACUGUGAUCAAGUGCCUACCUGCAAGCAUCAAAGAAGCUUCUCGGCUGAUUAGUCUGCAGUUAACCAAUUGCAAGAGCCUUGAAUCUUUACCAAAGCUUCCAGGGGUACGUUGGCUUCAAGCACAUGGAUGCACAUCACUCAAGCAAGUGUUGAGCUCAAAGACUGCACUUACAUUAGGUUGGGAUGAAUAUAAAAAUUCUCAAGGACUUCAAGAGCAACUUACAUUUUCAAAUUGCAUAGGAAUGGGAUCGGGUGCUUGGCAUGAUAUAUUUACUGAUUCGCAGAUUAGAUUUAUGCGAAUGGCAACUGCAUUGUCGAAGCACUUUAAACAAGAAGAUAUCGAAGUAGCAUCUCAUCUUGAAUUUGAAGAAGAAAGUAAAGAAUAUGUUUUUAGAUCUCCAGUCUGCGUUGUAUGUCCUGGAAAUAUAAUUCCAAGAUGGUUGCCAAGUAAAAGUGAUACAUCUGUACUACGGAUCAAACUUGGUCCAGACUUCUUUAACACUAAUUUUUUGGGUUUCGCUUAUUCGGUUGUUAUUGCAUUCAAGAAUUAUAAUGUUGGAGGGAGUUUGAGGCUUGGAUGUAAAAUCAAUUUCAAAGGCUAUGGAGAUCAUUGUAUCUAUCAUCGGAGUUGCAUGGUUGCCGAAUAUGGAGAAAUCAAUGAGUGCAAGUUUGAAACGCCGCACGUGUGCGUCUGGUUUAGUACCUUUGACCAUUUAAAGCAAGGAAGCUAUAAUGGCGUCACUGAGGCCAUAUUUGACUUCUACCCAAUAAUAGAUGAUUGUCCUGAUGGCGGAGUCGUUGAUUAUUCCAUGAUUAAGGUGAAAAAGUGUGGGAUCUUCCCAAUGUACGCCCCAGUUGAUUGGAUAUUGGCAUCAAGGAUGAAACGGGUGAGGGAGCUACGUAGAAGCACACGAAACAUUUCCGCAUUUAGUAGAUCUCAUGUUUAACAGGAGGUCAGUCAGAUCUGAUAUGAGUGGAACUGAAAUUGAAAGCAGCCUACCUGCAAGCAUUGGUGUCACAUCCCGAUCCAGUCCGCAUAGUGAGAUAUUGUCCGCUUCGCAGUCUCACGGAUUUGUUCUUGGGCUUCCACGAAGCCCAAAACGCGUCUCACUAUAGGAAGGUGGGCAUGUACAUAUAAGGCACAGGUGGUCCUCUCCCUUGGGCAAUGUGGGACUCUACAAUUGGUAAUUUGAAAUAUCUUGAGAAACUUGAUCUGAGGGGAACCACUAUUAAAAACCUACCUGCAAGCAUUGGUAAAUUGAAAUCUCUUGAGAAACUUGAUCCGAGUGGAACUGCGAUCAAGUGCCUACCUGCAAGCAUCAAAGAAGCUUCUCGGCUGAUUUGUCUGUGGUUAACCAAUUGUAGGAGCCUUGAAUCUUUGCCACAGCUCCCAGGCGUACGUUGGCUUCAAGCACAUGGCUGCACGUCACUAAACAAAGUGUUGAGCUCAAAAUGUUGAGAAAAAGGAAUGAUUUGGAAUGGUCACUUUGUAUAUUUAAUCCCUUUCCUUGAUCGUAGGAGUGUUGGUGAAAUAAUAUCUUGUAUAGGCUGAUUUGUAGGAUCUAAAUUGAUCCCCGUGUUGUAUAUAAUCUCUUGUACCAAUACAUUACAAUAUAUGACAUUCAGUUUUUACAUGGCA